GUGAAACGAGCAUCGAAACGUUUCUCUUCGGAGCGGGCGAGGAUGUCAGUUCGUGAUCGACGAGCGACUGUGUGAGAGGAUCAUAAAACGUCUUAAGAGUCUUGGAAACGCGCGUGCACGUUGUCAAUAUCCCGAAUAUCGAGAGGACGAGAGGAGAGAAAGGAGGAGAAUCCACUCAGACGACGGAAGGAUAGCGGUUAAACGCGCGCCUUUAUCGGCUGCUCUCUCGGCGAGCACGUGGAUAUACAAAAUAAAUACGUGCGACACCGUAGGAAUCGUUGCGUCUCGCGCACAGAUCAACUGCAAGUAGCAGAAGGUGGAGGAGGUGUGCCAAUCGAGGGAUAACCCGACGCGUUGGAUCCGCGCCACGGUCCAUCAUCCACAGUCGAGUCGCGUUCACGAAAGAGGAAAUUACGUGUUUACGUUCUUUCGUAAUUUUUCGCCUCGCCGAUUAACGCUCGAUAAACGCGACAGACGCUAAAUUCUUUGAACACGCAUGUCUUGAAUUCCUCCUUGCGAAGCAUUCUUUUUUUUGGAUUGUGUUUGGAAAACGUUUCGCACGACGAGAUCGUUGGAUUUGUCUCCACGCGAAGGUGCGUCGAAUUUGAGUGAGAGAACCCGAUAGAGGGUAGAUCGUUCGCGACGAGUGCGAUCGAUUGCGAGAGUGAACGACGAGAAAAUAAUCCUCGAGUCACACUUCGCUGUCGAAGCGCGCGGAAUUGUGAUGCGAGUCGCCGACUUGACGUCGUUGUUCAAUUGAAGUGAAGUGGAGUUUUUUCGUGAAAUUAUUUCGGAAGCAGCCCGAAAAUGCUGCCAACGCAGCAAGAGAGCCCCUCGAGUUCGUCGGAGGUGUCCAUCAAGUUCGGAUCGUAUCUCGUGAAUGAGAAUUCUCCCACGCCGUACUCGGAUGCCACGAGGACGAAAAAGAACAAUCCCAACCGCAUUAAGAGACCCAUGAACGCUUUCAUGGUCUGGUCGCAGAUGAGGCGCAGAGAGAUUUGCGAGAAACAACCAGAUAUGCAUAAUGCUGAGAUCAGUAAAAGUCUAGAAGAAUGGAAGUUAUUACCAGAGACAGAGAAAAAGCCUUACAGAGAAGAGGCCGAGCGACUUAGGAAGAUGCAUCAGAAAGAAUAUCCAAAUUACAAAUACCGACCCAGGAAGAAGACUUCAAAACCUGCUGAGAUUUUGAAGGCAAAAGAGAGGAAAAGAACGCGAAAAUCGGUAUCUCUAUCAUUGUCGUCACUACCGCCCUCUCCAUCAUCGUCAUCAUCGAUGUUGUCGACGCCAUCAAACAGUCCGGCCUCGAUGCUCGCCAGUUCAUCCUUGUCACCGCUGUCGCCGGUCUCCGCGGCACCCGCUGCUAGUCACGCUGCCAGGACCAGAAAUGAUAAUAAUAACAAUACCCGACAACAGAUGCUGAAGAAACCGAUAAAAAAGCUUCAAUCGAGUCUUAAACCGAUGUCCAGGUCGAACUCGAAACAUGUCGAACUGACUUUGGAGACCCUGGAAACGCCACAUCAUAUGUUACGCUCUGAUGUGGAUUACAACUCGGCACCGUUAUCAAUUCCCGGCAAGGUGCCCACCAGCCCGACCUGCGACACCCCCGAUUCGCCCGAGUCCGCCUUCUACGAGGAGAGUUACAACUCUGAGAAUGUUAUCAACAACAACGCGAUCUGCAAUAUUGCUCCUAAGAUCAAACAGGAAUCAAAAGUAGAACUGAGAGAACCGAAGGUGGAGCCAAAAUCGGAAUUGGAUGAAAUGAAUUUUGCCUCGAAAGACAUAAUUCUGGCGUCUGUAGAUUUGCCGUCGACAAUGCGACCGGACAAUCAUGGUUACUGUCACACGAAUUUGACUUCCGCUGUUCGGCAGAUGAAUUUCCAAGUAAAGCGGGAACCCACGCAGCCUACGAUGAUGAACGCCGUUGUUCCGAUGACGAUGCUUCAGUCGCCAGUGUCCAUUAUGUCGUCCGUCCUUGCAACGCCGACGACGGGCAUCACGGGAGGUGCCAUCGACGAUUGUCUUCUCACGGAUGAGACUCUCAUUAGCAACAUCGGUCGUCAUCCGGUUAAUCUCGAGGAACUUAUUAACAGCUUUCCACAUCUCUCCGAUCAAACAUUAACCGAGUUAUCGUCCGACAUCGAGAUGGAUAGUUUGACAUUGCCGGAUUUAGAGUUUAAUCGUAAUGAGGAGAUUAUGUCCAUACUCAAUACUGACGAAUGGAACGCCGAGUCCUACUGAAAAGUCAAGAGAAAAAACGAAGAUGGAAGAGGAAGAUAAACAGAAUGCGCAUUAUUGGUUUGUAUGGAGCGUUUUCACGCAUAGGGACAGAUAAUCGUUACAAAUAAUUGUCCUCCACGUUGCUCGAGGACAUCAGCAGAGAAUUCAUUCGCCAUGUUCCGCAUGAACCGAUUGACAAAGAUCUUGACCGAACGCAUCGACGUGGUGCGCGAAGCAGAUAACGCGUAUUAUCGCGAUCGUUAUCAAUAUUUCUUUCACUCGGAUCGCACGCUCGAGUUCAUUUGAACGAAUUAUCAUUCGCUAUCGCGCGUCUUCGUCUUUUGUAUUUGUCGCUAGAGUAGACACGCUACUCUUCGAAUAUACGAGUGUUUUUUUUCGGCCGGCGCGCGUCGUGGCUUUCCGUGUUGUGCUUCGUGCAAUUCAAGUCUUGCACGAUCAAUCGUUAGAUCAGAAAGUGAUUUUUCGAAGGAAAAAGGUACUAUCGUUUGAUUUGCAGUUAGCUUCUAAUAUAACGAGUAUAUUUGUGGAUAACAAAAACCUGCAAUUAGCAUAAAUAAAAAUGAAUCCAAGAGAUACGGCAUUACGUGGCCUUUAUCAGUUUUUAUUUUCCUUUUCUUUCUGAAAAUCCGCAAAAAAUAUCCCGAAUUCUUGCUCGAUAUUUCGUUGCGUAGAAAUCGGGAAACGGUCAGCGCCUAAUAAUAGAUUAAUUAAUAGACUCCGAUUCGCGGAUGUGAUUUUGAUUAGACGAUUGUUGCA
Atta colombica is the source of this 2994-nucleotide messenger RNA. Its product is annotated as putative transcription factor SOX-14. Gene Ontology annotation, biological process: anatomical structure morphogenesis; cell differentiation; regulation of DNA-templated transcription. Lineage: Eukaryota; Metazoa; Arthropoda; Insecta; Hymenoptera; Formicidae. The record is from RefSeq and is a predicted model, not a curated record. Gene Ontology annotation, molecular function: DNA-binding transcription factor activity, RNA polymerase II-specific; RNA polymerase II cis-regulatory region sequence-specific DNA binding.